AAUCAAGUCACACCUCUUUCCACCGCUUCAGCUUCUCUUCCCUCGCUUCGAUCAAACCAAGUAGAACACAUAUAAACUACGCCAGGCUCGUUUUGGCUGUGGAUUUCUGAGAACCCUAAUACGUAGGUUAGUAGUAGUUGCAGAAUCUUCUAGGGCUUAAAACUUUUUAGCAGCAUAAUCACGAUUACUGAACGACUACAAUUUAGUUAAGGAAGGAGAUUACGUGAAGUAAUCGCUUCCAACGACAGGGUAAGCAUGAAGGAAGUUGUGACCAUCCAAGUCGGAAGUUUCGCCAACUUCAUCGGCUCUCACUUCUGGAACUUCCAGGAUGAGUUGCUUGGGUUGGCUGAGGAUCCUUCUAGUGAUCCAGUAUUCAAGAAUCAUUCUUUAAACAUGGACGCGCUCUACCGUUCUGGCGAGACACAACAGGGCACCCUUACAUAUACUCCGCGCCUGGUUUCAGUUGACUUCCAAGGGUCACUUGGAUCUAUGAGUUCAUGUGGUUCAUUAUAUAACAAGGUUGCAUCUGCACCACCAGAUGUUAUCACAUGGACUGGUAAUGUUUCCACUCAUGCAGCUGAACCUAGAAGGAGAAAUUUAUUCUUGCAAAGAUUGCAUGAAGAAGAGCAGGAGCAUUUGACUCCAGUGGAUGGCGUCAAUGAUGUAAGGAAUAGUCCCCAACGAGAAAUUCAGGAUGAGGAUAUAGUCGAAUCCUUAGAAAACGGUGUUCAAUAUUGGACAGACUUCUCAAAAGUUCAUUACCAUCACCAAAGUUUACAUGAACUGAAUGGAUUAUGGAUGGACGCUCAGGAAUUUGACAAUUAUGGAAUUGGAAGGGAUGCCUUCUCUUGGGCUUUACGAGGAGAAGAAAUUAGUGACAGGCUUCGCUUUUUUGUAGAAGAGUGUGACCAUAUUCAGGGUUUUCAGUUCAUUGUCGACGAUUCAGGCGGUUUCUCCUCUGUAGCUGCAGAUUUUCUGGAGACUAUUGCCGAUGAAUACACAAACACACCUGUGUUGCUCUAUUCUGUCAGGGAUCCUGCUUCUCACACGAUCCAUAAAAGCCAGAAGCAAACAAUCUCUAAGAAACUUCAUGAUGCAGUUUCAUUUUCAAGACUGUCAUCCUUCUGUAAACUGAUCGUGCCAGUUGGUCUCCCCUCCUUGAGUCAAGCUUCCCCGUACCUCCGCAUUGAAGAUGAGAGGCCUUACCACUGCAGUGCCGUUUAUGCUGCUGCACUGCACUCUAUUAGUCUCCCAUUCCGAAUGGAACCACUUGGUCCCACUGCUGAUUCACGUUAUGUUUCCGGUGCUGUCGACAUCAAUGGUCUCAUACAAAUGCUAGCAGGGGGAGCUAGGCGGAAUAUGGUGGCUAUUUUGGAUGUUGCAAUGCCAGCACCUUAUUUGACUGGGAAACAGGUUGGGCAAUCUUUGCUAGGGAAUUUACAGACGUUGACACCUGAGAUAGCAGAGGAUGUGGAGGACUUGCAAUCGGUGGAAUCCAUGACCAUCCAUGGAGCCCUUGGGUCAGGAGGCCAUCGGGCUUCAGUUUCUGAUGUAAAGGAUGUGGUUAAUGCUGCUUAUGAAAAGGCAAUGACAAGACCAAUGUUCUGCAAUCUAUCAGUGGCUCUUUGUCCUCUUCCAAUACCUUUGCCUUUUCCUAAAAUAUUUGGGAACCUUGUUGGCCAACAUGGUGAGCUGUUGGGUAGUCCAGUCAAUACUUCUCCUUUGAGGGGAUCACUUGACAUCCAUUCCAUCCCAUUGGCGGGUAGACUACGAUCUAGCAGUGCUGUCUUGCCAUUUUUGGAGAAUAGAUUGGGAAAUCUUCGUAGAUUUGGAACUCAGCAAGGAGCAGCUGGGGCUGACUUAGUUAGGAGAUGGGGAUUUGGAAUGGAUGAAUUAGAAGACAUGGGAGAGACGCUCUCUAAAAUGGUUGUGGAAUUGGAUCCUUAUUCUCAGAUGUCGUCAGAUUCAGAUUGAGUUUCUGGAUUCUUUUUUGUCAGGAUAUGGCUGUAGGCAGGUGGAGACAUUCAUUGAAGUGGGGAAAUGGUUUGCCAUUUGCAUGGAGGAGAGCUUAAAAGCUGCACAGGAUGUGGUAAUUUGGUAGAGAAAGUCAAAGAUAGCUGGAAGUCGGAAAGCAACCCAAAGCUGAGUAAGCUUCAUUUGGUGAGAAUUGAGAAAGAUGCUUGUACACACUUGUAUGGUGCAAGACUACUUGGAGUUCGGCUAAUCACGUUUUCUUCUUUACUUUUGUAUAGGGAACUUUGCAAGUCUAGGUAUAAAAAUUAUUUACGAGGUGUCUUGCAAGAUUAUAUUAGGGUAUAACAGGCUUCAAAAAAGUUGAAAGGGGAACUACACUAAUUGCCACUCUUGUAAACUCUUCGAACUUCGAAAAAAAAAAAAACUACGCCACACUUUUAUGUUACCUUUC
This is a messenger RNA of Corylus avellana, 2425 nucleotides long. Its product is annotated as plasma membrane, autoregulation-binding site, misato segment II, myosin-like, tubulin/FtsZ protein. Gene Ontology annotation, cellular component: cytoplasm. The record is from RefSeq and is a predicted model, not a curated record. Lineage: Eukaryota; Viridiplantae; Streptophyta; Magnoliopsida; Fagales; Betulaceae. Gene Ontology annotation, biological process: mitochondrion organization.